Messenger RNA from Echinops telfairi (small Madagascar hedgehog), 1474 nucleotides. RefSeq names its product keratin, type I cytoskeletal 27. The coding region runs from base 1 to 1413 and encodes 470 amino acids. Lineage: Eukaryota; Metazoa; Chordata; Mammalia; Afrosoricida; Tenrecidae. Gene Ontology annotation, molecular function: structural molecule activity. The transcript has 8 exons. Gene Ontology annotation, biological process: hair follicle morphogenesis; intermediate filament organization. The record is from RefSeq and is a predicted model, not a curated record.
AUGUCUGUGCGCUUUUCUUCUGCAUCCAGACGCCUGGGCUCCGGCGGCCCAGCCGCGGGCUCUGUGAGGCUCUCCAGUGGAGGAAGCGGCUUUGGGGCGGGCAACACAUGCGGCGUGCCAGGCAUUGGGAGUGGCUUCUCGUGUGCCUUUGGGGGCAGUGCAUCCGCAGGAAGCUAUGGCGGGGGACUGGCGGGGGCCAGUGCUUCUUGUACUGCCUUCCUCGGGAAUGAACACGGCCUCCUCUCUGGCAAUGAGAAGGUGACCAUGCAGAAUCUCAAUGACCGUUUGGCGUCCUACCUGGAGAACGUGCGAGCGUUGGAGGAGGCCAACGCCGACCUGGAGCAGAAGAUCAAGGGGUGGUACGAGAAGUUCGGGCCUGGUUCCUGCCGAGGUCUGGAUCAUGACUACAGCCGAUACUUCCCAAUCAUUGAAGACCUUAGGAACCAGAUAAUUUCUGCAUCUACAAGUAACGCCAACGUGGUCCUGCAAAAUGAUAAUUCAAGACUAACAGCUGACGACUUCAGACUAAAGUAUGAGAACGAGCUGGCCCUGCACCAGAGCGUGGAGGCGGACAUGAACGGGUUGCGCAGGGUCCUGGAUGAACUGACCUUGUGCAGAACCGACCUGGAAAUUCAGCUGGAGACUCUGAGCGAGGAGCUGGCUUACCUCAAGAAGAAUCACGAGGAGGAAAUGAAGGUUCUGCAGUGCGCCGCGGGGGGCAACGUGAACGUGGAGAUGAACGCGGCCCCGGGCGUGGACCUCACGGUUCUGCUCAACAACAUGCGUGCUGAGUACGAAGACCUUGCCGAGCAGAACCGCAGGGACGCCGAGACCUGGUUCAACGAAAAGAGUGCCACGCUGCAGCAGCAAAUUUCCGACGACGCCGGGGCCACCACCUCCGCUCGCAAUGAACUUACUGAGAUGAAACGCACGCUUCAGACCCUGGAGAUUGAACUUCAGUCUCUCUUAGCGAUGAAACACUCCCUGGAGUGCUCCCUGACCGAGACCGAAGGCAACUACUGCACGCAGCUCGCCCAGAUCCAGGCUCAGAUCGGGGCCCUGGAAGAGCAGCUGCACCAGGUCAGAACCGAGACCGAGGGCCAGAAGCUGGAGUACGAGCAGCUCCUGGACCUCAAGGUCCACCUGGAGAAGGAGAUCGAGACGUACUGCCGCCUGAUCGAUGGAGAGGAUGGAGAAAGUAAGUCCACGUGUUACACAUCUAAAGGCUCUGUACCUCUAUCUGCUGGCAAUCAAGUGAAAGACUCAACAGAAGAAAUUGUGGUCAAAACAGUGGUUGAGGAACUCGAUCAACUUGGCAAUGUCCUGUCAUUAAGGGUCCACUCAGUUGAAGAAAAAUCCUCGAAAAUAAGCAACAUUACAAUGGCGCAAGGACUACCUGCUAAUGCACCAUAAGAAGAACAAUUAGUUACAAACAACAACAAAAGCCGGCCUCUUCGUAAAACUCCCAAAAGUA